AUGCUGCCAGGAACAACUGAACGUCUUGAAGAUGCCGGUUGUUCUCCUCCACUUUUACCAGCAAGCCCUGAAGCUCCUCUGUACCCAUAUCAAGCUCCCGAGCCAAGCCUCUCCCGUCGCAAGCAUCUUGAACUCGAGUACAAAAAGCAGGUCGCAAUGCUGCUACACGGAUACACAAAACGCUUCUCGCCGGACACGCCGCCUUUUCUCGGAUUCGCCAUGAGCUUCAACGACCCGCCACCCGUCUGGCGCGUAUUACCCUGCUGCCAAGCUUGCACCGGUGCGCACCACCUACGGGAUUGCAUGAUCUACGCGACAGCCGAGGAACGAAUUCUCUGCCUGCAGCUCCAGAAUAGGUCCCUCACCUGCCUCUGGCAUCGUGUAAACCGCGGAAAAGCCUGUCAGGAAGUGAGGUUUUGCGCGGUGUGCGUACGGAGGCGGAAGAAAACGGAGGAGGACCUGGUGGAAACUUUGCACAACACCGCGUUGUGCCCACACUUCUUCACCAUCGAGCGGGCAGUUUAUCAGAAGCGGCAGCACUUCAAUGGGGCGCCGCCAGGUCAGCAGGAGCGCAAGAAGCAAACUUUUAUCGGUUUC
Molecule: messenger RNA, 597 nt
Organism: Mesorhabditis spiculigera
Lineage: Eukaryota; Metazoa; Nematoda; Chromadorea; Rhabditida; Rhabditidae
Source: the annotation of a GenBank genome assembly